AAGCGCGAUUUUAGGUAAUUGCAGGGUAACAGAAACCCCAUCGUGGCAGUUGCGAGGGGGUAAGAGAAAUUGGCCAUCCUUCCUUUACGGGGCAAACCGUUGAACGGUGUAAGCACGACUUAUCGCGCCAUCGGGGUGCUCACUCUUGGGUGUUUGCGCAUUGCUUCCGAGCGGAUUCCGAACUGAACGACGGAUCGGAACAGCCGUCGAAAAGUCUGGGCGGCGACGAAUAUGGCAGACCGAGAGAAGGCGCAGUGUUAUCAUGGGUUGGUGGAUAUGGGAAGUAACGGCAUCCGCUUCUCCAUCACCGACCUCUCGCCUCAAUCAGCCCGGAUCCUCCCCACAGUCUAUCUCUCCCGCGCAGCAAUAUCCCUCUACGACGCGCAGUACACGCCAUCAUCUACCACGCCCAGCCCCAUUCCUGCAUCCACCAUCGUGAAGGUCCUCAACUCCCUAUUGCGGUUUAAAUCCACAUGCCGCGAUUUUGGCGUACCAGACCACCAGAUCCGCGUCGUGGCCACCGAGGCUACGCGUAAAGCUGUCAACUCCGAAGACUUUAGGAGGCAGAUUGAGGAAAAGACGGGAUGGAAGGCGCAGUUGCUGCCAAAGGAGGUAGAAGGCAGGGUGGGGGCGUAUGGGGUCGCAAGCAGUUACGGGGAGGUCAGGGGGCUGGUCAUGGACUUAGGGGGUGGGAGCACCCAGAUCACAUGGGUGAUGACUGGGGAUGAUGGCGAGGUGAAAAUGUACGAAGGGGGGAGUGUCAGCUUACCCUACGGUGCUGCCGCUGUGAUCAAGCGGAUAGAGCCCGCAGGCCCGCCGGGAAGUCACGGAUUCAGUACAGUCGAGAAAGAGGUGGUAAAUGACCUAAAAGCCGCGGUAAAGCAGAUCGGCGUCCCCAAAGAGCUUCUCCACCGAGAAGAGGGUCUGUCGUUGUACCUAUCAGGCGGUGGCUUCCGCGGAUGGGGCUUUGUUCUAAUGUCAGAACACAGCAUACAGCCAUACCCGAUACCGAUAAUAAAUGGGUUCCGCGUUACGAGGGACGUGUUCCACGAUACACACGCGGUACAGGCAGCUGUCAAAAACGAGGACACACCAGAUAUCUUCCGCGUAUCGCAGCGGCGCGCGAGCCAGGUCCCCGCGGUAGCAUUCCUGGUCGACUGCUUAGCGCAAGCCCUGCCGAGUAUCACGAACGUCUAUUUUUGCCAGGGUGGUGUAAGGGAGGGAAUGCACUUUGCCGAGAUGGAUGCAGGACACAGGAGAGAGGAUCCGCUCGUUGUAGCGACGAAGCCGUAUGCGAGGGAGUCGGUGCGAGAGCUGGUUGACCUCCUGAAGACAGCAGUCGAGCCGCCACCCUCUGCGCAUCGGAGGAUGCUGUUCCAUGCCGCGCUGGUUACGGCCUUCGUGCAGGCGCUCUACGUCCACGCUGCUUUCCCAAAAGAUCUUUGUGCUGGCGCAGCGCUCAGAAGUACCACGACAGGCUUCUUCGCAGCUGCCCAUGGGAUUAGCCAUGAGCAACGUGCUCUUCUAGCGAUUCUGCUCUGCGAACGAUACGGCGGCUUCGACUCCAUCAGUCCUACCGAGCAGGACUUCUACCAGCGGAUGAUCCAGCUGCUUCCGGACGGCUUAGCAUGGUGGUGCAUGUAUCUAGGACGCGUCGCUUCCGUGGUAGCCAGCGUGUAUCCGGCUGGAGUGGUCAGAGAGGAGAGGCUGAAGGUAAAAGUCGGCUGGACGAUGACAGGGAAAGGAAUCGAAAAGCUGUGCAUCGACUUCGCCUUCGCGCAGGCGAUCGACGAACUUGAUGAGAGACUCGAUAACGCGUUGAGAAAGGUAGAGAAAGCGGGCAAGAAGAAACAUUGGGUGGGCGGAACGGGGUAUAAAGUUAUGUUGACUGUGAACGGGAAAGACUAUCGAGGUAGUGAUUGAAGACGAGGGGUGAGAUCCCGUAGAGCGCUGGGACUUAGCG
Trematosphaeria pertusa is the source of this 1963-nucleotide messenger RNA. Its product is annotated as Ppx-GppA-domain-containing protein. Lineage: Eukaryota; Fungi; Ascomycota; Dothideomycetes; Pleosporales; Trematosphaeriaceae. The coding region runs from base 232 to 1923 and encodes 563 amino acids. The transcript is spliced from 2 exons. Gene Ontology annotation, biological process: regulation of transcription by RNA polymerase II. The record is from RefSeq and is a predicted model, not a curated record.